Messenger RNA from Capronia epimyces CBS 606.96, 2364 nucleotides. RefSeq names its product CMGC/RCK/MAK protein kinase. Gene Ontology annotation, biological process: intracellular signal transduction; protein phosphorylation. NCBI's taxonomy places the organism in Eukaryota, Fungi, Ascomycota, Eurotiomycetes, Chaetothyriales, Herpotrichiellaceae. Gene Ontology annotation, cellular component: cytoplasm; nucleus. The transcript is spliced from 3 exons. Gene Ontology annotation, molecular function: ATP binding; protein serine/threonine kinase activity. The coding region runs from base 1 to 2364 and encodes 787 amino acids. The record is from RefSeq and is a predicted model, not a curated record.
AUGGCCGUGACCGACUAUGGCUCUAGGCCGGCUUCCUACUCUUUAACCGCCUUGGAGGACCGUUUUGAAGUGAUCAGGGAGAUUGGGGAUGGCAGUUUCGGCAGCGUUGCUCUUGCCCGGGUACGAGCAAAUGGCGCCAGCGUUGCUCGCCGGAAUACCAUGGUGGCCAUCAAGACGAUGAAGAAGACAUUCGACUCCCUCGGGCCCUGCCUGGAGUUACGCGAGGUCAUCUUUUUACGGACUCUUCCAACACACGCCCAUCUGGUUGGCGCCCUAGACAUCUUCUUGGAUCCGUUCAGCAAGAAACUUCACAUCUGCAUGGAGUAUAUGGAUGGCAACCUUUACCAAUUGAUGAAGUCUCGGGACCACAAGUGCAUGGAUGCGAAAAGCGUAAAGAGCAUCCUGUAUCAGAUCCUGUGCGGCCUCGAUCAUAUUCACGCUCACCACUUCUUCCAUCGAGAUAUCAAACCAGAGAACAUACUUGUCUCCACUUCAGCGCCCCAAGACUCCAACUCGGGUUUCAGCAGGUAUUCCUCUCUAGUGACGCCUCCCUCCACACCACCUACAUAUUCCAUCAAAAUCGCCGACUUUGGUUUGGCCCGCGAGACGCAGUCCAAGCUACCAUACACCACCUACGUGUCUACCAGAUGGUAUCGAGCCCCUGAAGUGUUGCUCAGGGCUGGUGAGUACUCUGCUCCGGUGGACAUCUGGGCUAUCGGAGCGAUGGCGGUCGAGAUUGCUACGCUCAAGCCUUUGUUUCCGGGCGGAAAUGAAGUCGAUCAAGUUUGGCGUGUCUGCGAGAUCAUGGGCAGUCCGGGAAACUGGUAUACCAAGUCCGGUACCCGAGUGGGCGGUGGCGAAUGGAGAGAAGGAACAAAGUUGGCUCAAAAACUGGGCUUCUCCUUCCCAAAGAUGGCGCCUCAUGCAAUGGAGACGAUCUUACAACCUCCCCAAUGGCCCUUGGCUUUCAGCAAUUUCGUGACUCGGUGUCUGAUGUGGGAUCCCAAGAACCGACCAACAUCAAAACAAGCCAUGGAGCACGAGUUUUUUGCGGAUGCUGUUGACCCUCUCAGACCUAAAUCAUCUUCGCGGCUACUAGGCCGAAAACAUUCUGAUCUGAGUUUCAGAUCAAAGGAUACGGCCGAAACUCCAACCAUCACAUCAAAACCUUCCUGGUUCCGCCGAUCGCUCAUUGCACGUGAGAGUGCGCCCGCUGUACCACAACAUAACCCAGAUGCCAAAGUUGUAUCAGAGCCGGAAAAGUUGGUCAGCAGACUGCGACCUCAGGCAAACAAGCGUGCGACGUGGACCAAUGGAACCAAUUCGAGUGGUGUGGCACCAAUGCCGAUACUGCCAUCAAUCCGACCCAUUUCACCCUUACCCAAUGCUAUCACGGCCCAAGCGAGCUCUGCAUUUACGGCACAGACAGAAUCGCAUUACAAACCGGUUGAAGAGAAAUCCAAAAAGAUUGGCCGGCAAUUGUCAAUCAACUCCAACAGCAAUCACUACGCUGAUAUCCACCGUCAGGAAGCGGAACGGGCCUUGAACGCAAACAGUGGCCUCGUGUCCCCGCCAAGUGGUCACAAGGAAAGUUUCUUCUCACACCUUCGCAAACGAGCAAGACGUUUCUCCGGGAGACACGGGCUGGCAUCUCCUAGCGGGGAUGAUGUCGAGGCAAAUGCAGCAAACGUUCCAUGGUCAAAUCGGUCUUCGCUUAUGGUUGACAACAUCAUUCCUGAGACUAAUACAGAUUUCUCAGAACUGGACGAAAUUCUGCAGAAUGUGAGGUAUAGCCUGGAUCGCAAUGAGGCAGAACGCGCUCAGAGAAGAUCUCCCGCAGGGCUGCCGUCCAAUCAGGGCACUUUGAAAAGAACGCACUCUGUGCCGCGAUCUCAGGGGAGUAGGUCCAGUGAGACCCUGAACCAAGCUCCCGCGCCUACCACUUUACGAUCGCGACGUCCUCUACAACUCAACCAAUAUGAGACUCCUGAAGAGGCCGAUGAAUUGCUGGACGAAGCCCUCCGCUCGGCCAGUCGUGUGGCCAAACGUCUAGACCAGAACAAAGAGCAGCCAUAUCGAACUGCGCUUGCUCACAAAAAUUACAACCGCGAGUCGUUACCACAUGUAGCAAGCACUUCCGUUCUGCAGAGCGCUUACUUGACCCCCUCUCCAUCCGCGAAGAGGAACGGGGUUCAGUUCAACUCCGGCAGUGUACACCAAACCCAACCAUUGAACAUCACCAAGACACGCCCCGAGCAUGAGCACGCUCCGCCCCAUUGGCCUACACCACCGUAUGAGGAGAAUGAAUGGGCAGCUGCCGCCGCCAACAGCAUUUUCGCCGCGGGAUCAUCGAUUUAUCGAUAG